CUGACUCAUCGCAGCUCUGGGUCACAUGCUGCUGUCCCGGCCCUAUCAGGGGCGUCUCCAUCCUGCUGCUGCCGCCGCCGUUGGCUUAGAGGACACAUCAUCUCCCCUUGAGGUCCUGCAUCCCUCCUCAGCUCCGUCCUCGCUCCUUUCCACCAGCACUUUCUCAGUGUCUCUCGUUCACCCCUGCCCUAGGAAGGCUCGCCAUGGCAGUCGAGAGGAUCCAUGCACGUGAGAUCCUGGACUCCCGCGGGAACCCCACCGUUGAGGUGGACCUGUACACACACAAAGGCAUGUUCCGAGCAGCGGUCCCCAGCGGCGCGUCCACCGGGAUCUAUGAAGCGCUGGAGCUGCGGGACAACGACAAGUCGCGUUUCCUCGGGAAAGGGGUCCUGCAGGCCGUGGAUCAUAUCAACAGCACUGUUGCCCCAGCUCUCGUGGGCUCUGGCCUCUCUGUCGUGGAUCAAGAGAAGAUAGACAAUCUGAUGCUUGAGAUGGAUGGCACAGAGAACAAAUCCAAGUUUGGUGCCAAUGCUAUCCUGGGAGUCUCGCUAGCUGUGUGCAAGGCAGGAGCUGCAGAGAAGGAUGUCCCCCUGUACCGGCACAUUGCUGACCUGGCUGGCAACUCGGAUCUCAUCCUUCCUGUGCCAGCUUUCAACGUGAUCAAUGGAGGUUCCCACGCAGGCAACAAGCUGGCCAUGCAGGAGUUCAUGAUCCUGCCUGUGGGAGCCGAAAGCUUCCGCGAUGCCAUGCGCAUCGGGGCUGAAGUCUAUCACAACCUCAAGAGUGUCAUCAAGGAGAAGUAUGGCAAGGAUGCUACCAAUGUGGGUGAUGAGGGAGGCUUUGCCCCCAACAUCCUGGAAAACAGUGAAGCUCUGGAGCUCCUCAAGGAAGCUAUUGACAAGGCAGGCUACACAGACAAGAUUGUCAUCGGUAUGGACGUGGCAGCCUCCGAAUUCUACCGUGAUGGCAAGUACGACCUGGACUUCAAGUCGCCAGACGACCCAAGCCGCUACAUCUCUGCAGAUGAGCUGGGUGACCUCUACCAAAGCUUUGUACAUGAUUAUCCAGUGGUCUCCAUUGAGGAUCCCUUUGACCAAGAUGACUGGGAAGCCUGGUCCAAGUUCACGGCCAAUGUGGGGAUUCAGAUAGUGGGAGAUGACCUGACAGUGACAAACCCCAAGCGCAUUGAGCGAGCUGUCGAAGAGAAGGCCUGCAACUGCCUCCUGCUCAAAGUCAACCAGAUUGGAUCUGUCACAGAGGCCAUCCAAGCCUGCAAGUUGGCCCAGGAGAACGGUUGGGGGGUGAUGGUGAGCCACCGAUCUGGGGAGACUGAAGACACGUUCAUUGCUGAUCUGGUUGUAGGACUGUGCACCGGGCAGAUAAAGACGGGUGCUCCCUGCAGGUCUGAACGUCUGGCUAAAUACAACCAGCUCAUGAGGAUUGAGGAAGAGCUUGGCGACGAAGCACGCUUUGCCGGACACAACUUUCGCAACCCAAGUGUUCUUUGAACACUGUCCCCAGGGCACAGCCACCCUGCUGCUCUUUCCCACCUCACAGACUCUGAACCUCUCUUCCCUCCACUGCUCCCUUUUUUGCUCUUUCUCCCCUACUCUGCCACCCGGUUCCCUCUCAUCUCAAACCCCCUUGAGUUCAGGUGUCCCCAGCUAGAUGUACCCAGGUGAAGGAUGAUAGAAAGGCCUAUACCUGUGUCCCUUGCUUUGGGGUCAUAAGCAUUUCGGGAUGUAGGCAUUGAGUGUUUUUUGGGGUUCUGUGUGCAGGGCUGCAUCUGAGCCACUCUGAGUGUUAAGACUGCAGGAGCACACCAGCUGCCUGGUGUGUCUCCCCCGUACGCCGGAGCAUGGGCGGUGAACAUAUGUGCGUUGGCUGCUGUGUUUGGACAAGUGUCGCACCCGUGGCUGUGUAUGGACGAGCAUCACCAGUGGCUCGCUCUCGUUGUGCAUGUGUGUAGGUGCAUGCGUGCUGGCCUACGGCGUCCUUGUGCCCCAGGUUGUGUCUGCACUGAGCUGUGGUGGGACCCCGGCGUCCCCUCCCUCCGCCCCAAGUGCUGUGCUGUGUUGGGCUGUGCUUGCCAGCAGCUUAGCGUUGAAGUGCACUGCUGUCCCUCACUGGGUCUGCGUGUGUGUGUGUGUGUGUGCUGUCAGUCUCCGGGUCAGCACGUAGUACUGUGGGACAAUAUAUUAAAACACAUCCGUAAACAAACCCAUGCUCUCGUUUGCUUCUCGUGACCUUUUUCUCUCUAUUCCCUCCCCUCUUGCAGUCCUUCACCCUCUCCUCUGCCCAUAAUGUCUGCUUCACCUUCUGAACGGCCCAUGCUCAGCUGAGCAACAGACAAACUACAGAUCCCUAAACUCAAUUAAAAUGUAUUUCACACCUGA
This is a messenger RNA of Strigops habroptila (Kakapo), 2396 nucleotides long. It is a transcript of the gene ENO2, whose product is annotated as enolase 2. Gene Ontology annotation, molecular function: magnesium ion binding; phosphopyruvate hydratase activity. The transcript has 12 exons. The record is from RefSeq and is a predicted model, not a curated record. Gene Ontology annotation, cellular component: phosphopyruvate hydratase complex. Lineage: Eukaryota; Metazoa; Chordata; Aves; Psittaciformes; Psittacidae. Gene Ontology annotation, biological process: glycolytic process. The coding region runs from base 204 to 1508 and encodes 434 amino acids.